Molecule: messenger RNA, 399 nt
Organism: Rhizophagus irregularis DAOM 181602=DAOM 197198
Lineage: Eukaryota; Fungi; Glomeromycota; Glomeromycetes; Glomerales; Glomeraceae
Source: RefSeq, a predicted model, not a curated record
AUGAAAAAAUUUGAAUGGUGUCCGCUAUGCCAUCAUACUAGCGAAAGGAAUUGCCGAUACAUUUUUGAGGAUCUGCUAGGCAAAAAAUUCCCAUCAUGCAGGCCAAAUUUUUUGGAUGGAAUGCAACUCGAUGGAUAUAAUGAGGAAUUGCGUCUUGCAUUUGAAUACCAUGGUCCUCAACACUAUCAUCACAAUAGUCUAUAUCAUCGAGAGAAUGAAACUUUAGAAAUACAAAAGAUACGUGAUCAGAAGAAGCGGGACAUCUGCAAGGACCAAGGUAUAUGCCUUAUUGAAGUACCUCAUACAGCUGAUCUCCUGUCCUAUAUCAGACAUACUCUAAUUGAGAAAGGGUUCUUGAAAGAGGCGAAGUCUAACCCUUGGAAGUCCACGUAUUUUUGA